This is a messenger RNA of Thrips palmi, 3148 nucleotides long. It is a transcript of the gene pnt, whose product is annotated as ETS-like protein pointed. The transcript has 10 exons. Bases 620 to 2260 code for a protein of 546 amino acids. Lineage: Eukaryota; Metazoa; Arthropoda; Insecta; Thysanoptera; Thripidae. Gene Ontology annotation, molecular function: sequence-specific DNA binding; DNA-binding transcription factor activity, RNA polymerase II-specific. The record is from RefSeq and is a predicted model, not a curated record. Gene Ontology annotation, biological process: regulation of transcription by RNA polymerase II; cell differentiation. Gene Ontology annotation, cellular component: nucleus.
CCUCGCUACGCCUCGCCACGCCGCCUGUACGAAGCCCGGGCCGUCAAGCCUGCCGGCAACUCGCGCAACAAGUGUUUGUGACAGUGCUUGUGACAGUGUGCGUGUGUGACGGUGUAUGUGACAGUGUGUGUGGCGGGAUCUGUGACAGUGUCAGUGUGACGGCGCGUCAGUGUGUGCGUGUGUGACCAGUGGUGGCGGAGGUCCACAUGAAGAGCGUGGAGGACGCUUCCCCCUGACGGGGUCCUCCCUGACGGGGUCCUCGGAGGCGACGGCCGCGUGUGCCGCGAUGGCGCGGCGGUGCCGACCGUGACGAGUGCGUUCGUUUGUGGUGCAUCGUGAUCUCAGUGUGCAAGCCUAGUCACUCAGCAAAUGUAUAUAGACUGGGACCCCCGCGCCGUCUGGGCCAUGAAGACGAUGAAAUCGUGUUGUCGAACAAAAGGUGAGCCCGUGUUCCCGGUCCUGGUCGUGGACAAGCAGGCAUGGACGAGGACCCACGGCCGGCCGCAUGGACAUGUUUAGUGCUGCCUUCCGCGCGUCUGGCUGACACCCUGUGUCGCUUGUUCAGCGCAAUGACAACCCGGCGCAAGUGCCGCCCCUCACUCCCGGGACGAACAAAAAGAUGACAGAGGCCCUCAAGGCCUCUUUCGCAUCUUGGGAGAAAGACCAGAUAAACCGCAACAUACCCAAAGACCCCCGCGAAUGGUCCGAGAAGCAUGUCAACUUCUGGCUGCGCUGGGCCAUGAGCGAGUUCUCGCUGGAGGGCGUGACCCUGCAGCAGUUCCACAUGAAGGGCCGCGACAUCUGCCAAAUGGGCAAGGAGUCCUUCCUGGCGCGCACGCCGCCCUUCGUCGGCGACAUCCUGUGGGAGCACCUCGAGAUCCUGCAGAAGGAUGUGGAGCGGGAGCGCGCCUGCGGAGAGGUGGGCCCCGGCCUCAUCGAGUCCGUCCCGGACUUGACCGAUCUCCUGGCCGGGCACAACAACAACAACACCCCCGCGCCGUCCGUGGCCGGCAGCCACCCCGGCACCCCCGCGCCGCCCAGCGUGCCGCACAACCCCUACAUGGCGGAGGGUGGUUACGGGCACAUGCGCAGCCCCGACUGCAGGGAUGAAGCCACCCCGCCGCCCAGCAGUCACUCGUUCCUCCACCUUAGGAAUACCGCCAUGUACCCCGUCAAGACGGAAGGUUAUGGCAGCCACCUCCCCGCGGACGGCGGCAUGCAGCAGAUGGGGCUGGGCGGCGGCGGGGCGGGGGAGACGACGGGCCCCGACGAAGGCCCCGUCAGCUACGUCGUGCCCCCUGCGCAGCCCCCGCAGUCCGCCUCCACCAACGCCCCCCAGAGCACGGGGACGGGCCCCACCCCGCAGCUACCCUACGAGCGGUCCGAGAGCGAGUUCCACUCGCUAGACGGCAGCCACCACCAGUCCGGCUACAUGGACUCGAGUCCGGAACUGUACUCACACCAAAGCCUCCAGGACCAGAAGUACCACGUACAAAACUACCACAAGUCUUAUCCCAGAGCGCGCUACCAGGACGGGUACGACUCGUACAGCUCCCACUACGACGCCUCGCCCUUCCAGACCGUGCCCAACGGCGUCGGGGGCGUAGGCGCCACCGGGACCGGGGCCUCCCCCGCCACGGGGACCGGCGCCGACCACUGGGGCAGCGCCGAGUCGGCCGCAGACCUGCACCCCGCGUUCCUGCACCACGGCCACCCCGGGCUGUCCGCCCUCCGGGACCCUCUGAGGGACACUCUGAGGGACCCGCUGAGGGACCCCCUCCGGGACUCGAUGCGGGAGUCCAUGCGGGACCCGUUCGGCAUCGGCCCCGCGCAGGACAUGAAGCCCAUGCUGCAGUCGUCCAUGCUGGCGGGCUACGGCGGCAUCAACGAGAACCCAGGAAGCGGACCGUGCUUCACGGGCUCCGGGCCGAUCCAGCUCUGGCAGUUCCUUCUGGAGCUGCUCACGGACAAGUCCUGCCAGAGCUUCAUCUCCUGGACUGGAGACGGAUGGGAGUUCAAACUCACUGACCCCGACGAAGUGGCACGCCGCUGGGGCAUUCGAAAGAACAAACCCAAAAUGAACUAUGAGAAGCUCAGCCGAGGACUGCGGUACUAUUAUGAUAAAAAUAUUAUUCAUAAGACUUCUGGCAAGCGGUACGUGUACCGCUUUGUGUGCGAUCUUCAAACGUUACUUGGGUAUUCUCCUGAGGAGCUUCAUGCUAUGGUUGAUGUAAAGGCUGACAACAGAGAUGAUGAUUAGUAUUUUGUUGACUUUGCGUUAAAAAGACUUCACUCAUCCAACAUUGUGAUUUUUUAUUGAUUCAGACUGCCAGCUUUCUAGCUGCUGGCGUAUUUGUGGAAGUAAUCCAGGCUUUUUUUAGAGGCUUGAAUUGUUUCCCUGUCAUUGUAAUUAUUACCUCCUAUGGUCAUUGUGCACACUUUAGUUGAAUAUUUUCACAUCAUGAUUUUGUAAUUAUUUUUUUUUUAUUAUACUAUGAAAGACAAUGAGACUUGAUAUCUGUUAUGGCAAAUUGGUUGUUUAAAUUCGUUGCUAGAUGUCUGCUCUCUGCUGGCCUGAGCUAAAUUAAUUUUUUUAAUGUAUUUGGCUCAUUCUCAUUUUUGUGAUCUUGAGAGCUUAAAAAUUUCGGUUUACUAUAGGACAUUAAAGUGAACUUUAUUUGUGAUUGAGAUUAUUUCCUUUGUUUUGUCCUAUUGCUCUCCAAGCUUAAUAUGUAUGAGUGUUUGUAUUAUAGACACAAUGUUGGCUGUAAGAUGAAAAAUUGGACUUGUUGGAUCCUGUGUGUAAAUGGUAUGAUAACUGUACUGUAGUGUUAUGAAGUUUGUUUGUAACUUCAAUAAUCAUUGUUACAAUAAUUGCAAUACAGAGUAUUAUGUUUUGCUAAUGUGUUUUAAAAGUACCAAACUCUUUUAUAAUAAAAUAUGAACAUAUUCUAUAUGUUAUUAAAAAAUAAAGAAAGUUUCUGUUGUAUCAUACUUCAUACCUUCAUCCACAUUGUUUCUGUUACCAUUUCUGUGCAUCAAAUACAAAUCAUUUUCGAAGUGAUGUGAAACAUUUCAAAGAAAAUGUUUUUAUCAUAAAUUAUUUACGACAUGUUACAAUUAUAAAAUAAAGACAAUUCUGACAUAA